CGCUACCCGCGCUGCUACCAUGGCUUGGUGCUGAGCGCUUUCGGCCACGGGCCGUAACGCCCGGCCGGGCUGAUGGGCCUAUGUGGCUGCAAGCGAACGGUGGAUCUGCCCCUGAAGUCAAAAACCGUCUCGUCGCGAAGUCUGCCUGCGAGGCAUGGCCACAGGCCCACCAUUAUCUUGCCGGAACUCGAGCACCUGAAUGAAGCCGGGCGCAUGAUCCUGCAGAGAACCAUGGCAAAGCGAGGCGACAAAGGGAAGGAGAUGAGUUGGCUGAACUUCAUGGUCGCCAAGAUGUGGCCUCACAUCCAUGAAGCUCUAAAGCUGGUGGUGGCCAAAGACUUAGAGCCAAAGAUCAAGGAUGCGCUACCAUCAGUCUUCGGCACCGUGUCCUUCAAGACCUUUUCCCUUGGCGAGCGGCAUCCGGAGAUUAAGGAGAUCGGGGUGGCGCACGGCAAGCAAAAUCAGUAUGAUGGCCUUGAACUGGACUUGAAGAUCAUCUGGAACUGCAAUGCAGACAUCGUGGUGGAUGUUCAGGGCAUUGAAAUAGGCAUUGAAAAUGUGCACAUCGAUGGCACUCUGAAACUGCAGUUUCGGCCUCUUCUGCCACAUCUUCCAAGCAUAGGUGGAGUUCAGAUCACCAUGAUGUCGCCGCCAAACAUCUCCUGGAGCUUCCGCGGCAUCUUCGCUGCGCUGCAAGCGGACGUGGUCUCCAGAGUCAUGCGCCAGGUGGUGAGCGAUCAAAUCUCAGAGCUACUUGUGGUGCCAAAUUUGAUCUUCUUGCACUGGUUGGAUUCGGAGGCCGACGUGGACCUGGAGGUCUUGCAGUUUCCACAUCCUGAAUGCGUGGUGCGGCUGUGCAUCAGCGAGGCGUGCGACUUACUGGGCUCUGAUUGGAACUACUUUGGUUUCAAUGGCACUUCUGACCCUUAUGUUUCUGUGCACUUGGGAUCGCAUCAUUGGUACACACCACAGAAGAGUCGCACGCGAAAUCCCAAAUGGGGAGAUGCAGGCUAUCAUGACUUUUUCGUCUACACGCCCAGCCAAUUCGUGAAGGUGGACGUGUAUGAUUCAGACAUCGGGCCAGGUACAGACGACCACUUGGGCUUCGUUGAAGGGCUGACGGUUCAGUGGUUGUUGGAGAAGCCACGCUGGUGGUGGCCACUGAAGUCGCGGAGCAAGACGCCGGAGUAUAAGUCUGAAGCGACGAUGAGUGCCUCAGCGCCGCUGGCGGCCAAAGGCAACAACAACGGCGAGGUUCUCAUCGAGGCGCACUUUUUCGAGCUCAGGGACACCGAGGGCGGGUGCAUCCCGCAACCCAUGGGGAAGGCAGAUGCCGUAGCCUACGCGUUUAUCGACCUCCGAAGUUUGCGUGGCUUGCAGCCCAAACAGGCGGAUGGAGCGACCAUCACCUUCAGGUUGGAAGGGCAAAGCUAUAAGAGCCACCCCGCCACCUACAAGGCCACCAGCUACGGCUCCGCACUGACGCCGGGGGCGCAACGCUUAGUGGAACACCUGCAUAACACCAAGGGACGAAGCAUCGACGAGAUCAUGAAGAUCUCGGGGCUCACCAAGGAGCAGGUGACUUCGGUGGUUCAUGCACGGCCAUCGUUUACCACGAAAUGGCAUCAGCCGAUUUCGCUGCCCAUCAAGGAUUUGGAUAAGGCGCAGCUCGAAAUAUGUCUGGGAAUUCGACGUCCCAACUACAAGGUCUUGGCUAACCUGAAGAUGCCCUUGAAACUCCAGGAGAUCAGGAACUGCGACAAAUGGCAGCUCGACAAGGCUCUCCCCCUCGAGGUAGAUCCAAAGAUGGAAGGUACCAGCCUCCUGCAGGAGAACCUGGAGUUGAGCCUUCGGAUUACUUUGCGAAGCUUGUGCAUUUCGGCGGACACGUUUGAUUACUCGGCCUCGUUCUGACCUCGUUCGUUGGAUCAAGAAAACGAUCUGGGUUUGGAGGUUUCAGGUUUCAGAUGGUUGGUUUCCAAGACACACCCAGAUGGCAGUGUGUCAAAACCUUGUACCCCUGGUGAAC
This is a messenger RNA of Cladocopium goreaui, 2029 nucleotides long. NCBI's taxonomy places the organism in Eukaryota, Dinophyceae, Suessiales, Symbiodiniaceae. The record is from the annotation of a GenBank genome assembly.